This is a messenger RNA of Canis lupus familiaris (dog), 2253 nucleotides long. Its product is annotated as putative MAGE domain-containing protein MAGEA13P. The record is from RefSeq and is a predicted model, not a curated record. Gene Ontology annotation, biological process: negative regulation of transcription by RNA polymerase II. The coding region runs from base 598 to 1791 and encodes 397 amino acids. The transcript is spliced from 2 exons. Lineage: Eukaryota; Metazoa; Chordata; Mammalia; Carnivora; Canidae. Gene Ontology annotation, cellular component: nucleus.
GCUUUUUCUGAUGGGAGCCGCUGAUUCAGGUUGCCAGAGGGAGGAGUCCCAGGCCCUGGCUAGCGCUAAAGUGAGGAUUCCAAGAAAGGGCGGAGGGGAGCUCUUACCCUUUAGUGGGUGCCCAAGCCUUCCCCCCACCUUUUGUUUGCUCGGAAGGCUCCUCGAGGGCAGGGCCCCAGACGUGGUGUAUCUUGGGAGUCUGAGGGACGAGAAGCUUUCUCUGACAGUAGCGGAUUCCGGACUCCGGUUGUCAGAGGGAUGUGUCCCAGGUUCCGGCAGGCAUUAAGGUGAAGAUCCAGAAUAAGGAUUGAGGGAGACAUAACUCCUCACUCCUACCUUGCCCAUUGUGUGCCUUAAAAGCCCCACACAGAGCAUCAGAUGUGGUAUAUCCAGCCCUCCAUCUUGGGAGUCUGAGGGAAUGAGGCAUUUUUUUGAGGGGCGUGAAUUCAAGCCACUCCUCAGACGAGUCGCAGGCUCUGCUGGGCCUGAAGAUGAAGAGCCUUGUGGCGGGCUUAGGGGACCUCCCUCCAGACAAAAGGAGCACACGGGUACCCUUCCCUGUUGUCAGCCUAGGGAGGCCCCGGGCAGGGCAGUUAGAUGGAAGCGGCUCGCCCAAUUCUUGGUACUUCUUUGCGACUGGUUUCUGGGAGAUGGGAGCCUUGGCCUGAGGGUCAUUCCCAGUCCAGUUGGUUGUCAUCAUCUACCUCCUGCCCACACUCCUGCCUGCUGCCCCCAACACAAGUCAACAUGCCUCACAGUAAGAAGAGUCAGUGCUGCAAGCUUGAAGCAAGCCAUGAGGCCCAAAGAAGGGCUCAGAACCCAGUGGAUGCACAGGUUCCUGUAACAGAGAAGGAAACUAUCACCUCCUCUCUCUCCCCUUUGAUCCAGGGCACCCCAAAGGUGGUGCCGGCUGCUGGAAAACCAAGUGUUUGCCAGAGUUCUCAGGGAGUCUGCUCCUCCCCCUCCACCAUCAAAGGUGCUCCAUUGAGCAAGCCAAAUGAGGGCUCCAGCAGUCACAAAGAGGGUCCAAGCACCUCCCAGGCUCCACCAGAUCCUGAUUCCUUGCUCAGUGAAGUGCUAAAUCAGAAAGUGGCUGAAUUGGUGCAGUUCCUGAGUGUCAAGUAUGUAACAAAGAAGCCCACCAUGGCGGCAGAAAUGCUGCAGAGUGUCAUCCGAGAGCACAAGGGCCAUUUCCCUGUGAUCUUCAAGAAAGCCUGUGAGUGCAUGGAGGUUGUCUUUGGCAUUGAAGUGAAGGAAGUAGACCCCGUCAAUCACUCCUAUGAGCUUGUCAAGAUCCUCAACCUUACCUACGAUGGGAUGCUGAGUAAUGAGCAGGGCAUGCCCAAGACCGGCCUCCUGAUCCUUAUCCUGGGCGUGAUCUUCAUGGAAGGCAAUUGUGCCCCUGAGGAGAAGAUCUGGGAUAUGCUGAAUAAGAUCGGGGUGUUUGCCGGCAAGAAGGAUUUCAUCUAUGGGGAGCCCAGGAAGCUCAUCACCAAAGAUUUAGUGCAGGAGAAGUACCUGGAGUACCGGCAGGUGCCCAACAGUGACCUUCCACGCUACGAAUUCCUGUGGGGUCCCAGGGCCCACGCCGAAACCAGCAAGAUGCAAGUCUUGCAGUUUUUGGCCAAGGUCAGUGGCACUGCCCCUACUUCCUUCUCAUCCUGGUAUGAGGAAGCUAUGAGAGAUGAGAGAGCACGAGCCGAGGCCAGAGUUGCUGCUACGGAUGAUACUACUGCCAUGGCCAGAGAAAGUUCCAGUGUCCCAUCUGGCAGCUUCUCUUGCCCUAAGUGAAGUCUGAGGAAGAUUCUCCACUAUGUGUUUGAAGAGGGCAAUCAAGGUUCUAAAUAGUGGAGGGCUGAAUUGCAGAUUUUAUCUUUUUAUCUUUUUGAUAUUUUUCAAAUGUUCUUUCUUCUAAAAGGUUUUUGAGCUUCAGACACUAGGCCCAUGAAUGAUACUGGUCACAUGUUUAUUGCCGUUUUCAGGUUUAAGAAUAAGAAUUUUGCUCUUCUGGAAAACAUAUUGGGAAACUUUUAUUUUCUGAUAUGGAGUAAGAUAGCAUAGCAUUGAUAGCAGAAUUUCCUUAGAAAUAUGCAAGAGCCCAGCAAUAAAAUAGAUGGACUCAAGAAAUAGAGGGGAAAAUGGAAAAGAUGGUUAUCCUAGGAUUCCUGUAACCCAUUUAGUCUGUUGGUUAGUGAAAUUAAAGAUCUGUACUUGGAUUUGUUUGGCUAAAGAAUGCAUGAGAAAUUAAAUCUU